Messenger RNA from Triticum aestivum (bread wheat), 1141 nucleotides. RefSeq names its product ethylene-responsive transcription factor ERF109. The record is from RefSeq and is a predicted model, not a curated record. The transcript has a single exon. Bases 125 to 940 code for a protein of 271 amino acids. Gene Ontology annotation, biological process: ethylene-activated signaling pathway; regulation of DNA-templated transcription. NCBI's taxonomy places the organism in Eukaryota, Viridiplantae, Streptophyta, Magnoliopsida, Poales, Poaceae. Gene Ontology annotation, molecular function: DNA-binding transcription factor activity; DNA binding.
UCAAACAACACCCACGGCCAUCACACAGCUCAAGUGGAGCUCCCACUUCAGAGUUCAGACAACACCCACAGUCAGCUCUCAGCCCCUCAGCUCAAUCAACGGCAGCAGGAACACACACGCGGAGAUGACCUUCGGCUUAUCGCCGACACUGGAUGCGAGCCAGGAGUACAUGAUUCGGUUCGACGGCCACUUCGAGUUCGAGGACCCGUCGACCGUCGAGCCGCCGCCGCCGCCGUUCGCGGCCAGGGCGAUCUCGUCCGAGCAGGAGCAUAGCGCCAUGGUCGCCGCGCUGCUGCACGUCAUCUCAGGGUACGCCACGCCGGUGCCGGACUUCUUCUUCCCGGCGAGCAAGGAGGUGUGCCCGGCGUGCAGGAUGGAUGCGUGCCUCGGGUGCGAGUUCAUCGGCGCGGAGGCCAGGCCGCCGGCGGCGGCUGCAUUGGACGCACCGAAGGCGGCGGCGGGCGGGCCGCAGAGGAGGCGGAGGAACAAAAAGACCCAAUACCGCGGCAUCAGGCAGCGGCCAUGGGGCAAGUGGGCGGCGGAGAUCCGCGACCCGCGCCGCGCCGUGCGGGUGUGGCUCGGGACCUUCGACACCGCCGAGGACGCCGCCAGGGCCUACGACCGCGCCGCCGUCGAGUUCCGCGGCCCGCGCGCCAAGCUCAACUUCCCAUUCCCCGAGCAGCAGCAGCAGCAGCUGGGCGGCAGCGGCAAUGCCACGGCCAAGUCCGACACGUGCUCGCCCUCGCCCUCGCCACGCAGCCCGGACGGGGAGGAAACAGAGGAACAGCUCUGGGAUGGCUUGCAGGACUUGAUGAAGCUAGACGAGAGCGAGCUUUGCUUACUGUUCCCGGUGGCGGUCAACAACACCUUGGAAAUGUUUCACGCGCCGGGAAAGAGACGACCAGGGGCCGAUCUAGGGGGUAUCAUGGCUAGCAGUUAGACCAGUGGCAGUGCGCGCGCGUGUCUCUCAAUCAACACGCAUGUACACGACUUCUAGAUCCUGUUCAAUACGUGGUUAGCACACGUACUAGCUUUGGUUGUAAUUCUGUAUAAAUAGGCACCCGAUCAACGGAAAAGUUGUGUUGAACCAUACUCCUCUUUCAUGCAGUAUGUACUUAACACGAAUGCUAUUUUUAGAUUA